AUGGCUUGGGCUGUCGCAACCUGCCUGGGUUGGGCCGCCGUCCUCGGUAUUACAUUCCCCCGGAUGCUCCAUGCCAUGACUCCUACUGGCGCUUUCGGCUUUUAUGCUGGACUAAACGUUAUCGCUCUGGUUAUGAUCUUCUUCUGGGUCCCCGAGACCAAGCAACGAACCCUUGAAGAACUCGAUUACAUAUUCGCCGUCCCGACCCGCACCCACAUGAGGUACCAGCUCCGACAAGUCCUUCCUUGGUGGAUCAAGCGUUAUGUUCUCUUUCAGAAGAACGCUCGCCUUGAGCCCCUUUACAAGUUCGAUCACGUCACGGCGACCUCGUAG
Messenger RNA from Aspergillus calidoustus, 333 nucleotides. Lineage: Eukaryota; Fungi; Ascomycota; Eurotiomycetes; Eurotiales; Aspergillaceae. The record is from the annotation of a GenBank genome assembly.